UUGAGCAUCAAACGGACCCCUUUCGGGCGUAGCAUCCUCGUAUAGUCAACAUGAUAGAGUACUCGCCUCCUCCUGACGUCCAAUGGCUUUGAAGAAAAUCAAUCUGAACAACAACAGGGGAACAACAACGCGUUCUUACUAAAAAAUUCAACUGCGUAAUGGCAGUUUAAAUUUCGGAUUAGUUUAAAUUUGCGAUUAGUGCGCAUGCGAUAUUAUAUGCCUGAACGGUCUUUUAUUUAAUUCGAAGCCGGCAUAGACAGCGCAAAAAUAUGCCAGAUAUUGCAGUACGUCCCCGACUUAAUGGUGUUCACUAAUGUUGUUGGCUGCCAGAUUCAGUCAGUUUACCCUGAGGUCGUAGGAUCACUGAUUGACCGACAGUACGUAAACGUGCGCAUCACGCCCGAGCUAGUGCGGUCUCCAAUGGUCGCCUCGCUUAUGUGGACCCACACAAAGAACGUCAACCUGACAGGUUGGGCUCCUAACCACUUCGUUCCACUUUUACCUCCAUCUCACCAGCGUCAAGGCCAGGCACGAAGCAUCCAACGAGCCCGUCGACUCCUCCCAAAAUGCCCAGCAAAACUGCAACCCACAAAGUUUCGCUGUACAAUCUGCGGCAACCGAGAAAUUUCCUGUGCAAAACAAGGUGCCAAGGAUGUCCGCGAACACCUCAACACUACUAUGCACAAAAACAACAAUGAGCAGACAUGCGCAGCCGAAACCAACAAAAUUGACAAGGUAACAUCAGCUGAAGUCCAAGUGGUAAUGGCCCUUGUAAAGCACAGCAUUGCCCUCGCUGCAGCUGAUACCUUCAGUAGCUUGUUUCCCAAGAUCUUCCCAGAUUCAGAGAUAGCAAAAUGUUACCGGGCUGGACGGACGAAAUCUACCUGCAUCCUGAAUAACGCGUUGAAGCCACAUUUUAGAAGCGCAUUGGCCGAGGGCAUGAAAUCUUCACCUUUUUCCCUAGCCGACAACGGAUCCAACGAUAAUGGCACGCAGAAGACAUCUGCAUGA
Nematostella vectensis (starlet sea anemone) is the source of this 1011-nucleotide messenger RNA. RefSeq lists its product as uncharacterized. Lineage: Eukaryota; Metazoa; Cnidaria; Anthozoa; Actiniaria; Edwardsiidae. The coding region runs from base 301 to 1011 and encodes 236 amino acids. The transcript is spliced from 4 exons. The record is from RefSeq and is a predicted model, not a curated record.